CCCCCAGCGACUGCUCCCCGGGCCGCCCCGGCCAGGCCCGCCGCGCGCGCCCCCCGCUCCCCGGACCGGCGCUCCCCGCGCCCCCCCACGUGGCGCCCAACUCGGCGCGGACUCGCUCCGCAAAGUACAGAACUCGUGUCCCAGUGGAAUAGAAGAUGAACUCAGCUGAAUUCGGUGAAGAUGUAGAAGAAGUUCUAAACAAUAGCACCGUGAAAGUGGAGACGGAGGCGGGGGAUGCUGCCCUGGACUGCUCAGUGAAUUCCAGGUCUUCGGAGAAGCACCCUCUGGACAGUGCCUUCACCUCCCUCCAGGACUCCAGCAAGCGCAAGCAGCCGGGCAGCGAGGGCCAGCCGGACUCUGUCUCCAGCGUGAAGCGGCGGCGGCUGAUUCCCGAGGCGCUCCUAGCAGGCAUGAGGAACCGGGAGAACAGCUUGCCCUGCCAGGGCAACGGGGAGCAGGCCGGCAGGGGCAAGAACUCGGUCUCCACGUGGCCGGGGGAGGAGGAGCCCUGCAGCGACGCGACCGCCCCCUCCUACAAGAAGCCCCUGUACGGCAUCUCGCACAAGAUCAUGGAGAAGAAGAACCCCCCGGCGGGGGACGUGCUCAGCACGUACGAGCUCCUGGAGAAGGCGAACCCCGCCAACAGCCCCUCGCCCCUGCGGCUCCUGAACGAGACUCAGAAGCGGGACAGCGUGGCCUCGGCCACCACCGACGGCGACCCCAACAUCUACUUCCUGAUCCAGAAGAUGUUCUACAUGCUCAACACGCUCUCCUCCAACAUGUCCCAGCUGCACAGCAAGGUGGACCUGCUGUCCCUGGAGGUGAGCCGCAUCAAGAAGCAGGUGAGCCCCCCGGAGACGGUGGCCAAGUUCCAGCCGCCCCCCGAGUACCAGCUGACGGCCGCCGAGCUCAAACAGAUCGUGGACCAGAGCCUGUCGGGCGGGGACCUGGCCUGCCGCCUGCUGGUGCAGCUCUUCCCCGAGCUCUUCAGCGACGUGGACUUCUCCCGCGGCUGCAGCGCCUGCGGCUUCGCCGCCAAGCGCAAGCUGGAGUCGCUGCACCUGCAGCUCAUCCGCAACUACGUGGAGGUCUACUACCCCUCGGUGAAGGACACGGCCGUGUGGCAGGCCGAGUGCCUGCCCCAGCUCAACGACUUCUUCAGCCGCUUCUGGGCCCAGCGGGAGAUGGAGGACAGCCAGCCGGGGGGCCCGGGGGCCGGCUUCUUCGAGGCCGAGCCGGUGGACGCCGGCCACUUCCUGGACAGCAAAGACCAGGAGGAGGCCCUGUCCCUGGACCGGAGCAGCACCAUCGCCUCGGACCACGUGGUGGACACGCAGGACCUCACCGAGUUCCUGGACGAGGCCUCCUCGCCGGGCGAGUUCGCCGUGUUCCUGCUGCACCGGCUCUUCCCGGAGCUCUUCGACCACCGCAAGCUGGGCGAGCAGUACAGCUGCUACGGGGACGGCGGCAAGCAGGAGCUGGACCCGCAGCGGCUGCAGAUCAUCCGCAACUACACGGAGAUCUACUUCCCCGACAUGCAGGAGGAGGAAGCCUGGCUGCAGCAGUGCGCCCAGCGCAUGAACGACGAGCUGGAGGCGCUGGGGCUGGACGGGGGCAGCGAGGGCGAGCCGCCGCGGGACGACUGCUACGACUCCUCCAGCCUGCCCGACGACGUCUCCGUGGUCAAGGUGGAGGACAGCUUCGAGGGCGAGCGGCCCGGCCGGCGGUCCAAGAAGAUCUGGCUGGUGCCCAUCGACUUCGACAAGCUGGAGGUGCCGCAGCCCGACUUCGAGGUGCCGGGCGCGGACUGCCUGCUCAGCAAGGAGCAGCUGCGCGGCAUCUACGAGAGCAGCCUGUCCAUCGGCAACUUCGCCUCGCGCCUGCUGGUGCACCUCUUCCCCGAGCUCUUCACGCACGAGAACCUGCGCAAGCAGUACAACUGCAGCGGCUCGCUGGGCAAGAAGCAGCUGGACCCGUCGCGCAUCAGGCUCAUCCGCCACUACGUGCAGCUGCUCUACCCGCGGGCCAAGAACGACCGCGUCUGGACGCUGGAGUUCGUGGGCAAGCUGGACGAGCGCUGCCGCCGCCGCGACACGGAGCAGCGGCGCUCCUACCAGCAGCAGCGCAAGGUGCAUGUGCCGGGCCCCGAGGGCCGGGACCUGGCGGGCUACGCCGUCAGCUCCGCCGAGAGGUUCCGCGAGGAGUACGAGGGGCCUCCGCUGCCCCCGGAGCGGAGCAGCAAAGACUUCUGCAAGAUCCCGCUGGACGAGCUGGUGGUGCCCUCGCCCGACUUCCCGGUGCCCUCGCCGUACCUGCUGUCCGACAAGGAGGUGCGCGAGAUCGUGCAGCAGAGCCUCUCGGUGGGCAACUUCGCGGCGCGGCUCCUGGUCAGGCUCUUCCCCGAACUCUUCACGGCCGAGAACCUCCGGCUGCAGUACAACCACUCGGGCGCCUGCAACAAGAAGCAGCUGGACCCCACGCGGCUCAGACUCAUCCGCCACUACGUGGAGGCCGUGUACCCCGUGGAGAAGAUGGAGGAGGUGUGGCACUACGAAUGUAUCCCCAGCAUCGACGAGCGGUGCCGCCGCCCCAACAGGAAAAAAUGUGACAUCCUCAAGAAAGCCAAGAAAGUGGAGAAAUGACGGGUACCUCCCCCUCCCCCCCCCCCCUCCCGGGCCUGAGCCUUCCUUCGGAGCUACGUGUACGGUAUCCACGGACACGCACCUUACGGCAGGGGCAAGUGGCUUACUACUUUUGCACACAAGACACCACCCACCCAACCGCCAGAACGAAGCCUUACGUUUGGUCUCUCUGACUUACGGCCUGCAUCCCUGCGUCCCCCCAGGGGUGCGGCCGGUUUGGGGAAGGCGGAGCUGGGAGAGCCGAGGCCUCAGGAGCAGGCUUCUCUCUCUCUCUCCCGGCUUGCCCUCCCCUUCUUCUCAGUGUGAAAUGCAAAUUCAGCAACUCCUGUUCCUCUUCCCACGUUUUACAUCUUCCAUUUUUAUCAAUUGUUUUUUAAAUUAAAAGGAAACCCUUUUUUUUAAAAAAAGAUCACUUGGGCUCUUUGGGGGCCAAUUUGCUUAGGGGAUGGGGGGAAUCUUUUAAAUAUUCAUGGUGAAAUACUGUUCGAUGACUUCAGUUGCCGGGGUUUCUUUUGAAGAUGGUUUCAGAUUUAUGAAAUGCUUAGAAUGGCCGUGCUUCUGCACGGUGGCUGAUAGCUGCAGGUGGCAGAGAGACCGACUUGACUGACCUUGUCUUUCACAUCUGGUUUUGAGGAGUCCGGAUGCCCCUUGGAUGGCGGCAGAGGAACAGGGUGACGGACAUCCCGUUGCCCCACGGCCCCUUCCUCCCUGCGCUGUGGUGCCGAGGAGGGGCUUCCUCGUGGCCUGGCCCGUUGGUCGUUGCUGGGUGGGUGGAGUGUUGUGCUCCCUCUCUGUAGACAAGAACACUGGAUGAUGAUGAUGAGAUGAAUGUAGAUAGACGUGGAAACACGUUCACAGUGUCCUUUGAGCUGUGUCCUUUCACUGCCCCCUUCCCUCUCCAUCUGAGGAGGCUGGUGGGAGGGGCAGACACGUGUCCUUGGAGAACAGUGUGUGUGAGUAAUCAGCUUCUUGUUUGCUGUAAGGACGGGUCCCUUUGGACCCACCUAGAACUGUUUACUUUCUGUGUGUGUGUGUGUGUGUGUGUGUGUGUGCGAAACCUGGGUUCUGGGGGCUGUGUGGCGACUUCACCACAGCUCUGUGUUAGCUCCUCCAAUCAGUAUGCAUCCUGUUCCUCAGGGCAGGCCCAGUCCUGAGGGAUACCCGGUAUUGGAAGGACACAGGUCAUCUCAAAUGGGGCUCCGUGUCCCUUCCCAGGGUCCACUCAGAGCUCUCCCCUCAGACCCCCAGAAGGCCCUGCUGCCCGACAUCUUGGUCCCUUGCCUUGGAUUGAGACGUUUCUUCUCUUCCCACCGGUUGGGAAGGUCACAGUAUUCCAGGCCAGUGGCAUGUUCUCCAGGAGUCCCAGCCAGGAAAUCCCCCAGGAGUUAAAGUUCUUGAAAACAAUACUUUUAUGUACCUGACUUUGGGGCCCAAAUGCCCAAGAGGAAAAGGAAACAGACUAGAACUCAAACUGAAUGAAUGCAUCGUACCAGGAACCUGG
Molecule: messenger RNA, 4143 nt
Organism: Pipistrellus kuhlii (Kuhl's pipistrelle)
Lineage: Eukaryota; Metazoa; Chordata; Mammalia; Chiroptera; Vespertilionidae
Gene: BEND3
Product: BEN domain containing 3
Exons: 4
Coding region: 156-2642 (828 amino acids)
Biological process (GO): rDNA heterochromatin formation
Cellular component (GO): heterochromatin
Molecular function (GO): DNA binding
Source: RefSeq, a predicted model, not a curated record